Messenger RNA from Metarhizium brunneum ARSEF 3297, 1176 nucleotides. RefSeq names its product Sphingomyelinase D (gene SMPD3). NCBI's taxonomy places the organism in Eukaryota, Fungi, Ascomycota, Sordariomycetes, Hypocreales, Clavicipitaceae. The record is from RefSeq and is a predicted model, not a curated record. Gene Ontology annotation, biological process: lipid metabolic process. Gene Ontology annotation, molecular function: phosphoric diester hydrolase activity.
AUGCUCCGGGUAGAGUAUCACACUGGUGCCUUUGCAACCGGCAAUGAUUGGUGGCUAGUUUCCUGGAAAAACCCAGAGGGCACCAGGUACUACUAUUCAAACCCAGGGAAUGGAAGGAUCUUUUUCGACACCGUUGAAUGGAUCUUUGCUGGUCGGGGAGGCCACAGACUAGAGAGUACAACGGGAUUCAAACAGCAUACAUUAAUGAAAACAGAUGCAAAUCGAGUAACACAAGUCGUUAUUAACACCGACAACACUAUUCAAUUUUCUUCCAAAUCCGGUUAUUCCAGUACUACAAGCUCAUCUACGCCAAUCUUUAGGCAGUAUGGUAAUCCCCAGCCAUUCUACGCUAUUGCGCAUCGAGUGCUAGACAAGGCUGGCGUAGAAGUUGCCCUUAGGCAUGGCGCAAAUGCCGUCGAAAUAGACGCCAAUGCCUGGAAACUGGUCCACAGGGGCUGGUGGGCAGACCACGACGGCACCCUGCCUAGCAGAGGUGAUAGGAUAAGAGAUGUCCUUAUUGCUGCUGCAAAUGCUCGCCGCGCCGGCAAGAACCUUGGCUUUGUAUGGCUUGACCUCAAAAACCCGGACCGUUGCGGCCAGCUUGAAACAGGUUGCAAUAUCGAGGCUCUACGUGACAUGGCUCGCCAGAUCCUCGCCCCCGUUGGUGUCAAAAUACUCUGGGGUUUUACGGGCUCUGAUAUCAAUGGCCGUGCAAGCGGAGUAGUUCGUGAGGAUCUCACCCCCAGCGAAGCAAUCAGCAUAGAUGGCUUAAGCGGGACCAGUGCAAGAUAUGCAGAGAGAAUUUUCAACACCUCAGGUCCCACAAAUACGGCUCAACGUGUAUGGUCCAAGGGACUUUUUCAAAUGGCCCUCAACUUUGGCAGCUGUGAAGACAAAGCCAUGAGUGCAUCGAGUGGCCAAAUUUGUCCUGAAAUUCGCUUAGGUGUCAUGUCAGGGCUAUUUGGCAAGGUCUUUGGAUGGACAAUUACUCGUAACGAUGGAAGCGAGGUCAACAAGUUGAUGCAUGCUGGGGUUGAUGGUCUGAUUUAUGGGCAUAUGUCAUCGUUUUAUGAAGACACGAAGGAAGCCCGGGACGCUCUACAAAUCAUCAAUAACUGGCUAAAGGCUAAUAGUAAUCAUCGAUACUUGGCUAACUUAGAUGACAACCCUUGGUAG